AUGUCCAAUCAAUCGAAGCUGCCGUCCACUAAGGGGCUGCUGUCAGUGUUCGAAAAUGCCAACGCAAGUCUGAUGGCUACGGCACUCGUGUCCUCCUCUAGUGAAGUUAGAAAGGAAAAUGGUAGCUGCGUAGCCGACGGAUCGUUCGCAACAUUGGGACAGGAAUCGGAUGAAGAUAUGUCGGAUUUUUCAUCCAACGAAAGCGACGGAAUAGAAGAUGAGCUGCCGUAUUCGUCCGUCGAUGAAAAGAAUGAUGUAUUGGGUCUUAAAAAAGUGGAUAGGCCAACCUCCUGCAGCAAAUCAAGUUCGCAACUCCCGCCAGCUUCACCGGGGUUACCAGUUUUAAACCUAGCCGGUACUAAGCUGGGUAUCGGAAGUGGUUCGGUCGUCCGUAAAAUGUUUACUAACACCCGAGAGCGCUGGCGGCAGCAAAACGUAUCCGGAGCUUUCGCCGAACUGCGGAAGCUGGUUCCGACUCAUCCUCCCGACAAGAAGCUUUCCAAGAAUGAAAUCCUCCGAAUGGCUAUCAGAUACAUUCGUUUGCUGACAAACGUGCUUGAAUGGCAAAAGAAGCAGGAAACUAUUGAUAGAUCUUCCGAAGGUCAAGUGGAUCAUUUAAAACCCCAUCAACCAAAUGGAUUGAUCAAAUCAUCUUAUCAAUACCACAGUGGAAAUAAUGAAAAUCAUUUCACCGGGAAUUUUCGCGACAACGGGAACAAUCUACUUAUGAUGGUUCCCAAAUCCUUCAGUAAAAUUCAACUUCAACAGAAAUGUUCCUCGGAAUACGUGAAUGGUUCUGCCGGCUUUCGCACAACCAAGACCGAAUCAUCUGAGUCAUGUUCUCCAUUAAUUGAAAAGAUUAAACUGGUCAACAAACUUUGUCCAUCCGGGAAAAUCGGUAGAAAUGGUUUGAAAAGUCGCCGAAAGACCAUUCCGUUGUGCGCCAUCGGAGAGGGAUUAAAAACGGAUCUAGGCUUGGGAGGCUUUAUCGAUAAAAACAGCGUGGAAAACGAGAUUAAGCGAGAAAUCAACAUGUGUCACGAACAGCGAAAAUCGCAUCCAAUUGCAGAAACUGGGCUCAAAGACGAGGACAGCGAGGAAGAUCAUGCAGCAAAAAAAAAUUAA
This is a messenger RNA of Sabethes cyaneus, 1125 nucleotides long. RefSeq lists its product as uncharacterized. The transcript has 3 exons. NCBI's taxonomy places the organism in Eukaryota, Metazoa, Arthropoda, Insecta, Diptera, Culicidae. Gene Ontology annotation, molecular function: DNA-binding transcription factor activity, RNA polymerase II-specific; protein dimerization activity; RNA polymerase II cis-regulatory region sequence-specific DNA binding. The coding region runs from base 1 to 1125 and encodes 374 amino acids. Gene Ontology annotation, biological process: regulation of transcription by RNA polymerase II. The record is from RefSeq and is a predicted model, not a curated record.